GAUCAAGACAGAGAGAACAAAUCUAGGAUGUCACUUCUGGAAAAUGAAAUUUCCAAUCUCCGUGUGAAAGAAGAAAAAUCGUCUGAAGAAUUAGCGCAGAUGAAAGCCAGAAUGCUGAGUCAUACGCAAUCCAUGACGCAAAUUCAACAAGAAUUAGAUUCGUUCGCUGAAGAAAAAGCCAGCAUCACAACGCAGCUAGGCAAUGUUCAGAAAGAUUUGAAAACUUGGAUUCAUGACUUAAAUUGCCUUGAAACAGGAAGAGAAGCAGACAUUGACCUCACAGGUUCGCUAGAAGAGUUGGGAGACGAUCUGAGCAUCGAAUCAAAUGUCUGGAUGACGCUGAAAGACAUUGGACGUGGCGCCUUUGACGGCAAAUAUUACAAGUCAUCAAUCAGAAGCAAUGUAAUUUCAAAGUUGAGCAAUGCUAUGGAGAAGAAA
Guillardia theta CCMP2712 is the source of this 438-nucleotide messenger RNA. RefSeq lists its product as hypothetical. Lineage: Eukaryota; Cryptophyceae; Pyrenomonadales; Geminigeraceae. The transcript has a single exon. The record is from RefSeq and is a predicted model, not a curated record. The annotation marks the transcript as partial.